CGUCCACGGCUUGACGGUCUCCCGCCCCUUUUCCGGCAACUUCUGCCCUCCCUUUUCCUUUCCUCGGGCCUCGUCGAAAGUUACGGUAGUUCGUGGUAUCAGUGGUGAAGAGUGUGUCGGAAGGAGCGGGCGAUGGCGGCAGUGCUGGUGCGAGAAGGAGCCGGGGGCGAAGGCAACGGGGGCGCACGGCGAGGAGGAGCCUUCUCCCGAGCCCUGCUGCUGCUGCGGCUGCUGCUAUCCUGCCCGUCGAGGCUGGCGGACGUUUCGGGUUCCACACACUGCCCUUAUGCUAACGUCUCCAUAGCAGAAGGUUCAUCUGGGAUGAUCUUUGCUAAUGUUUCCAGUUAUCCCAACAUUUUAAUUUUAAUUCAUAAGAGCAGUUCAUCUGAUCCUGAUGUUGACAUUUUACUCAUAACUGGAGGAAAACUGAAACCCUACAAUAGCUCAUUCAAGGAACACUUCUAUCUAUGGGGAAAUGACCUCUUUAUCAAUAACACCAACAAACAACGUGCUGGAGAAUACCAACUUCAAGAUACUUUGAGAAAUUGUUUCCAUCGAGUCUUCCUUAGCAUACCUGACCCUGGGCACUGCCCUUCAGCUAAUCUUUCCAUACCAGAAGGUGCCUCUGGGACGAUCAUUCCUAAUAAUAUAUUGAACCAUUCCAAUAGUCUUGCUUUAUACAAGAAGAACCACUCCUCCUCUUCUUGGCAAUACAUCUUGAGCACAGACAAGGGGCACCUGAAUCACAGUGUCAACACGUAUGAAGAGCAAUUCUAUAUAUCUGACAGUGGCCUUACUAUCAAAUAUGCUUAUGAAGGACUCGCUGGAGAGUACCAGCUUGUUCAUCAGCAAAAUGGAUCCUGUGUGCUUCAGUUCUUCCUUAAUAUACCUGUUUCAGGACGCAGACAUGAUUGGGCUUACGCCGCAGUAGGGCUUGCCAUCUUUUUGGUGCUCUGUUUCACAGUGUAUCUAUGUUGGAAAUGGAAAAGGAGAGACACUGCUCAACUUGCUGGUGGCUUGGCAAAUGGAACUCUGCCUCCUGGGUCACCAGAGGUGCAAGAAAGCAGCGAAGACCCACCCAGGAGAGAAAAUGGGAACUCUUUUUCUCAUGAAUGCGACACUGAAACAAAUGCCUUACUGCCUUGAAGGACUGCUCCUUUCAUUUUCUAGCCAUAUGCUUUUUAAGAUGGUGGCCAUGUGCAAUGCACAUCCUCUGAUACCCUCCCCCCAAGAAACCUUCACACGCCCUCCUGCCCGUACCAUUUUUUAAAAAACCAAGUGGCCUUGAAGUCUAUUUUCUUGUGAAUUGCACAAAACGAUGGGAAGCAGUUCAAGGGCAUCAGCUCUGUUGAAAGCCCAGCAUUUGAGUUCAGUUCCUCCAAGCAAGGAAGCCUCACGCUCUCCCGUUGGAGGAGACCCUGGUGCCAACUCUGGCAGAGCCUGCUCCUAUGAGACACUGACUCAAACAGAAAGUGUUAGGAUAUAGUUCUGUUCCACCUUUAGAACAGGCAUGUGGAGUUGUUGUAUGUCACAUGUCUGUUGACUUCCAGCACAGCCUGCUGGGAACUUCUGUUGUAUAUAGCUUUUGCUUGGACAUGAAGGGAAGUGGACAUGUUUUUCCUUUGUCCUGAUGCUGAAUUAAAUGCUUGUAAAUAUGCUUACAUAUGCCUCUGUCCACCCUUUCGUUGCAAAGAGUUCUUAUCUCUG
Molecule: messenger RNA, 1707 nt
Organism: Podarcis raffonei (Aeolian wall lizard)
Lineage: Eukaryota; Metazoa; Chordata; Lepidosauria; Squamata; Lacertidae
Exons: 4
Coding region: 133-1146 (337 amino acids)
Source: RefSeq, a predicted model, not a curated record